AUGGACGCCUUAUACCGCAGAGCUGAGGGUAGCAGCAGCGUUAGCUGCGUGAUCCCUGAUCACAUUGAGAAUUCUGGCGGUGGUCCCUUUGUGGGAAAUCUUUCGUUCUACCAUUUCAACAUGAUUGUGUCAGGCAUCUGUACCGCAAUAGUAUUGUUCAUGACUAUUGGUUUGAUGGGACGUCAUGCCAUGCUUAUGAGCAAUCCAAACGAACAAUUGAAGAUUAUGCGUGUUAUCAACAUGAUUCCAUCUUACCAGCUCUUAUCCUUCCUUGCUGUCUGUUUUCCGAACACUUAUCUCUACCUCCAAGGAUUUACCGAGGUGUUUCAGGGCAUUGCUCUGUACGCCUUUCUCAUGUUACUUUGUGACUUUUUGGCUCCCACUGAGCAGAGCAAGGUGGAGUUCUUCUCUUCGGUAGAGACAAACAGGCAGUGGCAGCCGAAGAAGAAGCGAAAUGGUCUCGCUUUCCUAAAACUGACUUGGUGGUGUGUUCUCCAAUACCCCAUCAUCACCUGGAUGACUGCCAUCACUCAAGUAGUGACUCAGGCAUUCCACGUCUUCUGUCUCGAAGGCUCAUCGCCUCACUUCGCUCAUGUUUGGAUUGAAGUUAUUACUUCUCUUUCGACAUCAAUUGCAAUUAACGCUAUCCUCCAGUUCUACUCAAAAAUGAAGGGCUAUAUGAAAGAACAUCAUCCACUUACCAAGUUGCUGGCAUUUAAGUUUAUUGUCGGAUUGGUCUUUCUAGAAAAGAUUCUCUUCCUUAUUUUGACUGGCACCCACGUCCUCGUACCCACAAAAACCCUGACCUAUGUCGACGUCUUGAUUGGUCUUCCGACAAUGGUCAUCUGUGUCCAGAUGGUUCCACUAUGCUUCCUGGUUCUCUACGCCUAUCGCACCAAGCCCUAUGAAAUGUCCAAGACACAGCCCAUUAUGCGCCCCCAAGCAUACCAAGCCGUCAGUGCCAAUGGUGACGAGGAGGCCUUAAUGAGGGAGUCCCUGAAGCGUUAUCAGGGUGGCUGGAUGGGUUGGUUUGCUUGGAUUAAUUAUUUGAAUCCCUUAAAUCUAUGCCAGGAUGUGAUAGAUGCGCAUAGAAUGAUCUCAAAGGCAAGGGCUUUACAGAAGGCACAGUUGAGACAUCAGAUGCAAAAGGAAGCGGACGCGGCCACAUAUGAAACUAGUUCUGGCUCUAGUGACGAUGCAUGA
Penicillium brevicompactum is the source of this 1203-nucleotide messenger RNA. RefSeq names its product OSTA/TMEM184 family protein. Gene Ontology annotation, biological process: transport. The transcript has 6 exons. Lineage: Eukaryota; Fungi; Ascomycota; Eurotiomycetes; Eurotiales; Aspergillaceae. The record is from RefSeq and is a predicted model, not a curated record. Gene Ontology annotation, molecular function: transporter activity. The coding region runs from base 1 to 1203 and encodes 400 amino acids.